This is a messenger RNA of Penicillium salamii, 840 nucleotides long. The record is from the annotation of a GenBank genome assembly. Lineage: Eukaryota; Fungi; Ascomycota; Eurotiomycetes; Eurotiales; Aspergillaceae.
AUGGGAAACGAUAAGAAGGUGGGUGCAUACUAUGCACCCACGGGCGGUUUGCCCCCACAGACACAGAUCCUCACCGACCGAGCCAUGUUCACCGAAGCGUACGCCGUUAUUCCCAAAGGAACAUUCAGCGAUAUUGUGACGAGUUUCCUGCCAUUCUGGGAUCAGACGCGGUUGUGGGUGAUUGCACGGCCACUAUCAGGUUUCGCCGAAACCUUCUCACAAUACAUUAUGGAAGUCCAACCUGGCGGUGGCAGUGAUCGCGCUGAACUUGACGACGGUGCGCAGGGUGUGGUCUUUGUGGUCGAAGGUGAAGUGACCAUCACCCUCGCGGGGGAGAAGCACACCUUGACCGAGGGCGGCUACGCCUAUCUGCCACCCAAGAGUGGCUGGACUCUCCGCAACAACGGCGAGACAACCGCCCGUUUCCACUGGGUGCGUAAGGCAUACGAAGCUGUCGAGGGCCUUGCGCAACCUGAUCCUCUCUUCCUCAAUGAAAAGGAGAUCGCGCCUACUUUCAUGCCAAACACCGACGGUGCUUGGGCAACCACCCGCUUCGUGGACCCCACCGAUUUGCGCCACGACAUGCAUGUCACCAUUGUGACUUUCGAGCCUGGUGGUGUGAUUCCCUUCGCUGAGACUCACGUUAUGGAGCAUGGCUUGUACGUUUUGGAGGGCAAGGCCGUAUACAGACUCAACCAGGACUGGGUGGAGGUGGAGGCAGGCGAUUUCAUGUGGUUGCGUGCCUUCUGCCCUCAGGCCUGCUACGCGGGUGGUCCUGGAAAGUUCCGUUACCUGCUCUACAAAGAUGUCAACCGACACAUGAAGCUAUCCCGACUGUAG